This is a messenger RNA of Larimichthys crocea (large yellow croaker), 1369 nucleotides long. It is a transcript of the gene cutc, whose product is annotated as cutC copper transporter homolog (E. coli). The coding region runs from base 168 to 923 and encodes 251 amino acids. The transcript has 9 exons. NCBI's taxonomy places the organism in Eukaryota, Metazoa, Chordata, Actinopteri, Sciaenidae. The record is from RefSeq and is a predicted model, not a curated record. Gene Ontology annotation, molecular function: copper ion binding.
UCAAACAGCGUGUUUAAAAUUCAACUACCCGGAAGACGUCGACCCCACUGGCUGUAGUGGUUGCAGUCAGUCAGUGAGUAACAACAUGUAGUGACUUCAUGUCGUUUCCAGUCGACUGACAAGGCCCCGUGUUUCGAGAGGAGGUGGAUUUGACAGAGACAGUCAGUAUGGCAGAUGGCUUUUUAAUGGAGGUGUGUGUAGACUCUGUGGAGUCUGCUGUCAAUGCUGAACGAGGAGGUGCAGGUAGACUUGAACUCUGUUCUAGUCUUUUGGAAGGAGGGCUCACUCCCAGUCUAGGUCUGCUUCAGAUAGUGAAGCAGUAUGUAAAAAUCCCAAUCUAUGUGAUGAUACGGCCUCGUGGGGGGGACUUCCUGUACUCAGACCAGGAAGUGGAGGUGAUGAGGAAGGAUAUAGAGCUAAUGAAGAUCCAUGGGGCCGAUGGACUAGUGCUGGGAGCCCUGACAGAGGAUGGACGGGUGGACGCAGAGCUUUGUAUGGAGCUCCUGGCUGCUGCUCGACCUUUGCCUGUCACCUUCCACAGAGCCUUUGACAUGGUUCAUGAUCCAACGGUUGCUCUGGAGACUCUGAUAUCAUUAGGGUUGCAGCGUGUGUUGACAAGUGGCUGUGACACAUCCGCUUUGGAGGGACUCCCACUCAUUAAACGGCUCAUUGAUCAAGCUAAAGGGAGAAUUGUCAUCAUGCCAGGAGGGGGUAUCACAGAGAGGAACCUGCAAAGAAUUUUGGAGGGGUCAGGGGCUCAAGAGUUUCACUGCUCAGCCCGCUCCAGUAAAGAUUCUGCCAUGAAGUUCAGAAACACCUGUGUGACGAUGGGAGCUGCUUUCUCAGCACCUGAGUAUGGCCUGAAGGUGGCAGAUGUGAGCAAAGUCCGCACUCUUAAUGCAAUAGCCAGAAAUACUUUGUGAAUGGGUACUGGACAAUCAUGACAGAAACAACAAAACGGGUACCUCAAAAGUGAUCAUGAGUAAUAUAUACUUAAAUGUUAUCAUUGAUUGUUGUUUUUUUUUGUUUAAUCAUUGAUCAGCCAGUCUUUGUAAAGUUAAGAGUUCAGGGACAGCCCUGCAACUGCUUGGGAUAUGCAGUCUAGCAAAAGUAUCUCACAGUGGAGAGUUGUAUACCCGUAUGUGGCCUCAGAAAUAAUGUAAAAAAUACUAAAUAGAUUGCUACAUUAAGAAAAAGCACUGAUCAGUGUUGUUGCUGUUUUCAAAACAGCAUUUUUUCUCAGUUGCCAUAUAGUUGAUCUACAUUUAUUUACAGUAGUGGAAGAUAAAGCGAAGCUGUGACCUCCUGUAAUAUUUUUAUUAGGACAGAAACGUGACUUCACUCAGUUUGUUAAGAAUUUAAUAAAAAA